Molecule: messenger RNA, 543 nt
Organism: Cryptomeria japonica (Japanese cedar)
Lineage: Eukaryota; Viridiplantae; Streptophyta; Pinopsida; Cupressales; Cupressaceae
Exons: 1
Coding region: 1-543 (180 amino acids)
Molecular function (GO): RNA-DNA hybrid ribonuclease activity; nucleic acid binding
Source: RefSeq, a predicted model, not a curated record
AUGGAUAAGAAACAUAAUAGAGCCAAUAUAGUCUGGACACCUCUAACAUCAGGAAACUUCAAGAUUAAUUUUGACGGAGCUAGCCAAGGUAAUCCAGGUAAAUCUAGAUACGGUGCCAUUAUAAGGAACGAAUUUGGCAACUUUGUUGGGGCAAAUUAUGGCCCAUUGGGAAUUAAUACAAACAACAUGGCAAAAAUGACAGGGUUGUUAGCUAGGUUGGAAUGGUGUGUGGACCAUGGCAUUCAGGAUGUAGAAGUUGAGGGAGAUUCGCAAAUUAUUCUGAAUGGGAUUUCAAAACAGAAUUUUGAAAAUUGGAAAUUGGAGGUGAUACGCCCCAAAAUCCAAAGAAUAUGCGAAAGUUUAAACAAGUUCACCUUUAAACACAUCUACCGAGAGGGCAACUCGAUGACGGAUUGGCUGGCUAACAGUGGUAUCGACUGUGAUGGCCCUACACAGUUGACAGAAAAGGAGGAGCUACCGGAUGGAUUGGUAGAGAUCCUUGCUGCAGACAAAAUCAGAUUUCCUAAAACUGGAAUCGGAUGA